AUGGCGCCGCGCGACCAGUACAUAGCGCAGGGUCCGUGGUCGGAUGCGCGCUCGGGCCGGUUCCGUAUAGCAGUAGAGAACUAUGCCGGACCAGCAUGGGAGGCGGCCAGCCAGGCGCUGCAAAUCUCCCUCCCAGUGCUCAACCUGGGCCGCAUCGCCCUGCCCGGCGACACUCUCGGCUCCGCCAGCGACCACGCGUCCGUCGCAGACACCCUCCCGCUCGAGUACCUCGAUUCCGGCCAGAGCAUCUCCACCUGGGCCCGGCUCGCCGCGCACCCGUCCCGCGCAAUCGCCGCGUGGGACGAGCGCCCCUUUGUUCAGUUGGUAAUCGCGUCCUGCGCGACGGUCGAGGAGUACCGCAGCCGCCUCAAGCCGCUGCUCCGCGAACGCAUCGACGCAGCGGCCCGCUCCGGCUGCGACGCGGAGACCGUCGUGGCCUUCACUCCCCCCCUGAAUCAGGAUCCCCUGCAGCGCGUGGUGCGCCGCAUCGUCGACAAGCUCACGGACGACUUCGGGACGCGCAAGCGGCACGUCGUGUGCCGGCUCGACGCCGCGCCCGCGGCGUCCGCGGCCAGCGCGGGCCAGGCGGUCGACGCGACGCGCGAGGCGCUGGCGGCGGCGCUCCCGGACCUCUCGGAGGCGCUCUCCGCGGCGCUGCGCCAGGCGGUGGGGUCGCGGCUGGCCACGCUGCAAGCCGACGUGCGGGUCCUCACGCUGCGGCGGCGCAGCGAGGGCGCGGACGUCGGCGCGCUGCUACAGGCCAAGGACAACCUGGGGCAAAUGUUACAGAGCACGGGACUGAUGCGGGAGGCGCUGAGGGAGUACAUCGAGCUGGAGGUGCUGUACACGGAGCUGACGUCGCCCACGCGGUUGGCGAGGGUCGACAGCGACGACGAGGGCGGCGGGAGCGCUUCGGAGGGCGCGGUGUUCGAUUUGGGUGGAGACAAGCAGGGCGACGACUGCGCGCAGCUGCUGGACCCUGCGCCGUUCCUGCACCGGUACACUGCGACGGGCGCUGCGAAGGAGCUGGCGUUCCGGCAGUACGCGUGCGCGAGGCGGGUGCUGCUGCUGCGGGCGCUGGGGCGCGACGAUGACGCGUGGGCGGGCGCCGUGGAGUCCGUCGGGCAGAUCGCGGGCCGGCUGAUGGCCGCGGAGGCCGAGGGCCGCGUGCGCCCGCUUCUGUCGGACUGCUGGCUGGCCACCGCGUGCCUGCAAGUCGCCACGCUGCUCCCCGAGGGGACUCGCCCUGCGGCGGACGAAAAGUCCCCCGCGGGAGCGAGGAAGGGCGCGGUCGACGCGGACAUGAUCGACCUGGCUCUGACCUGCGCGAAAUUCGACCCGGAGGGUCCAGCGGCGGCGUUUUACGGCCUCGUUGUAGAGCUACGACACAUGCAGGGGGCCAAGGGGGCGGGACGGCGCGGCUCGGCGAGGGAACCCGGGGGAGACCGCGACGGAGCCGACGUCGCGCAGAUGCAGCAGCGGUGGCUCAGCAAAGCGGAGCUGCUCGUGUCGGCGCGCGCCGCCAUCGUGCGCUUCUGCACCGCAGUCGGCAACGUCGCGUCGCGGGAGCUCCCCCUCGCAGCGGCGUCGCCGAUCGUCCCCGAGCCGCCACCUGGCGUGUUCGGACGCCCCACGCACCGCAAGCGGCGCAGCAGCUCCGUCGUCGCGCUUCCGACGGCUGUGGUGGGGGGCGAUGCGGGCGGCCGGGGUGCUGGCAAGGUGGACGCGGGCUCCGGUCGCGGCAAGCUGGCACGGCAAGCGAGCAUGGUGCACAGGCCGCUGGGGAUCUCGAAAGACCUCCUCAGGGACCAGGCCGCGAGCUGGGUGUCCGCGUCGGUGCUGCGGCCCUGCCUGGAGACGCGCACGUACGCGCUGCGGCUGAUGCUGGCGCUGUCGUCGAGCGCGGCGUGCUUCUACGCGCUCGCGGGGCGCCAGCGGCUCGCGGCCGGGCUCCAGACGGACUGCGCGGCCAUCCUCGCGCUGCUUGCCACGUCAGGGGGGGGUGUUGGGGAUGUUGACGUUGAGGCGGCGGUUGCGGCGGUGCGGCACCUUGACGCGGCCGCAGGCGUGGCGGCGCGGUGCGGGUGGCAGAUGGUGGGGCUGGGGGCUGCGAGGACGGUCGGGCAGGCGUUGGAGGGGUCGGGGUUGCUGCACAAGCUGGGGGGGGAGUGUUUGGUGGUGUGGUGCCGGGGGCUGCUGCGGUGCAUACCGCUGGCGGCGUGGUCGCUGGUGGGGGGGAGAAGGAACGGAUCGGAUGGCGUGAGCGCGUCGGACAAGGCGAUGCUGCUGCGGGGCGUGCAAGCGCUCGCCAGCACGAGUCUUGACAACGUCCCCCGGGGGGGUCCCUGCUUGGACCUCACCGGCCCGCUGCUCGUCGGCGCGGCACCGGGAUCCUUCAGCAGGGUAUUCUCGGCGCGCGGGCAGCCCAUGCCGGCCGCUGGGGGCGCCGCAGCGGCCUGCGUGGGCCACCUGGCCCGCGUGGUGGUGGUUGCGCACUGGGGGCUGCCCGGGGAGCUCGCGCUCUCUCGCGUCCGGCUGUACCUGACGGAGUGCUUCCGCAGCCAGUCGGACGACAGUCCGGACGCAGGGCAGGAGCUCGAGCUGUCGCUGUCGCGCGUGCGCAGUCGCAGCAAGGCUGGCGGCGCGCCGGGGGACGAUGACUGGCGAGCAUGCGAGGGAGCGGAGCUGCGGCUGCAGCAGGGGGUGUCCGAGCUCGAGUUCGUCGGGCCGGCGCGGUUCGCGGGCACCUUCACGCUGGGGGGGGUGUUUGGGGUCCUGCCGCACAGUCGGUGCUCCGUCGCAGCUGCGGCCUCGCGAGCGCCGCAGGCGGCGGGCCAGAUGGUCUCUAACGAUGCCGCGCAGGUCUGGGGGCCCGUGCCGGUGCUACCUGGCGAUGGCGCGGCGGGCGCGGACGAAAAGUCCCCCCCCGGGGGGGUCAUGGUCGUCCUCCGCGUGGCGCACUCGCAGCCCAGCCUGCUGACGUCCGUCGUGACCGGCCCUGCGGGCCUCAUCGCUGGUGCAGACCAGGUGAUCGGCGUGGCCGUCGCGCCCGCGGGCCGCACCCCCGGGGCAAGCCGCCUCUGCCGCGCGCAGCUGCGGCUGCCCCACGAGGCGCCGGUCACGUCCGCUAGCGGUCUCUGGCACAGCGCGAGCAGCAGAGCCGGGCACCUGACCGUCGACGCCGCCGCCGGCAGCGGCGCGGCCCAGGCGCACGGGACUGACCUCGCGACCGGAUCGAACGUCCACGUGACCAUCGGAAAGGGCGGCGACGUGCGCCAGGACGGCGAUGCAGAGGGCGCCGUCGUCUUCUGGGUCCGAGUGCGCGCCCCUGCGUUCCCCCGCAGGGCCCCGCGGAAAGUCGAGGUCUCGGCACCAGGCGUGCUCGACGACGCGGCACUGCAGCACGGCGGCUCGAUUCGCGCGCGGUUCCUCGGGGGCUCGCAGGUCGCCGACACCCAGCCGCCGACGCCGGUCGCCCGCGCGCGGUCCUCCGUGCGGGGCACGCGCGUCAGCGGCCGGCUGACUCAUGCGGCGCCGACGUUGCGUCCGACCACGCACGGCGGGGCGCCACUCGCGGCGGCGCCGCCCGGGACCGCCGUCCUGCCCGUAUCCGUGCGGCACGACGCCAACGGCGUCGCGCAGGGCCUCAUGGCGGCGCUGGAAGUGCCGGUUUCGGACCCAUUCGAUGUCCAAGUGAAGGCCAUCGCGCCGGGGGCGCAUCCGGGACGGCUGGCCGCCCUGGUCACCGUGCGGCUGCAGUCCCUCGCGCUGUGGGACGUCGCGGUGUCGCGGAUCGCGCUCCGGUGCCCGCCAGGCGUCGAGGCGGUGGAAACAGUCGGACUGAGCAGCGAGGACCCCCCCCUGGUGUUGGCGCACGGCGGAACGCUCUGCGCGUGCUACGAGGUCCGGCCUGUUGACGGCCAGGCCAACGGCGCCGUCGCUGGAGCUCGCGGGGACGGCACGUGGGCCUGCACGCUUGCGGUCACGCACGCAUGCGCCGUCGAGAGUGGCAUCGCGGAGGCUGCGCACGGGGACGACGCGGUGGCGUCGAGCGAGCCGGCGGCGCGUGGUUUCACAUUCCACGGCGCGCGUCCCGUGGACGGCGACCUCGCGCCCCGCGUUGCCGCGCUGGUGUCGCGUCAGCUGCGUGGGGGUGUGUUGCAGGACGCGGGGGCGUCGGCAGCCAGGGCGGCGGGCUCGUCGUUCGAGUACGCCUUCGACCUGCGCUACAACGUCGCAGAUCUGGGCGCGCCGGGCGUCACGGGCACGGACGGGCGGCCCAGCGGCCAAGGCAGGCUGCCCAAGCUCCUAGUUUCUUUGUUGAGCGCUGCCGAACGGGGCCGCAAGGGCGAGCCGUAUACGUUCGCGUGGACGAUCGAGGUCCUCGAGGACGCGCCGGGCGACGCUCCCCGGGGCGACGCCGGCGGGGACUCGCAGCACAAGCUGCACUGCACCGUAACGCCUGUGCGCGGGGCCGCGUGGGCGCCGGCGGUCGCGCAGGCGGUGGAGGUGGCGGUGGGGUCGCGAGCGGGGAGCGUGGCGGUCGUCCAGGCGGCACUGCGACCGACGGAGCGCGGCAGCCUGGCGCCCCCGCGGCUCGCGAUUGCACACGCGCGCGUGCUGUACGACACCGCGUCGGCGGUCGAGGUGGACUGA
Messenger RNA from Pedinophyceae sp. YPF-701, 4656 nucleotides. NCBI's taxonomy places the organism in Eukaryota, Viridiplantae, Chlorophyta, Pedinophyceae. The record is from the annotation of a GenBank genome assembly.